AUGCGCCCUGCAUCCGUCUUUGAUGGAAUCCUGUUGAUAUAUCUACUAUUUGUAGCAUCUUCCAGUGCAUCAGUGGAAGACCAGGAGGUUACCGUAAUAGAUCUAUCCCAACCAUGGAACAGGUCUGCUCUGUACAACAAAAACAGUGCUUAUUGCCACAUCCAAUCGGCCAUGUCUCCUCUCUUCAACGAGGGCUAUGCUAUUGCGCAAAACGGUGAAUUAAUAGCCGAAGGGUAUGUCAAUGGAAACACUCCCAGCAGUCGCCUUCCCAUGUGGUCCGCAACCAAGGCUUUUGCAACCCUAUUGAUUGGAAAAUGGUGGAUCUGUAUCUGGUCCGAAUACAAGAAUCGCUGGGAGAAAUCUUUGACCAAGACACGGACUGGGAAGCGGUAG
Molecule: messenger RNA, 393 nt
Organism: Seminavis robusta
Lineage: Eukaryota; Bacillariophyta; Bacillariophyceae; Naviculales; Naviculaceae
Source: the annotation of a GenBank genome assembly